Nannospalax galili (Upper Galilee mountains blind mole rat) is the source of this 6560-nucleotide messenger RNA. RefSeq names its product PHD finger protein 20 like 1 (gene Phf20l1). NCBI's taxonomy places the organism in Eukaryota, Metazoa, Chordata, Mammalia, Rodentia, Spalacidae. The record is from RefSeq and is a predicted model, not a curated record. The coding region runs from base 334 to 3381 and encodes 1015 amino acids. The transcript is spliced from 21 exons. Gene Ontology annotation, cellular component: NSL complex; nucleus. Gene Ontology annotation, biological process: regulation of transcription by RNA polymerase II.
GGCAGCUGACGUCGCAGGCCGGCGUCGCGUCAGGGCUGGCGGGAGGCAGCGGCGGCGGUGGCGGCUGUGGUGACAGGGAUGGUAGCGGCCCCCGUCCGGGCUUAAGGGUCGGACCCCGCUCCCUCCUGCGCCUCCUCCGGCCGAAGCGGCGCCGCGGGCCCGGCUCGCUCGGCUUCUGCUCAAUCCCCGGCCGCUGCCCGCGCGGACGCCGAGGCGGAGGCCCGCGCUGGCCGCCCUGACGCGCCCCGGCUCGGCCCCGGACGGCCCGGCUGCUGUGCGGAGACGAGGCCGAGUCGGUAUUGAAAAGAAAAUACUGAAGAAUAGGAACUCAAGAUGAGUAAAAAGCCCCCAAAUCGUCCUGGAAUCACUUUUGAGAUUGGUGCUCGUUUGGAAGCACUGGACUACUUACAGAAAUGGUAUCCAUCACGAAUUGAAAAAAUUGACUAUGAAGAAGGCAAGAUGUUAGUUCAUUUUGAGCGCUGGAGUCAUCGAUAUGAUGAGUGGAUUUAUUGGGACAGCAACAGAUUACGACCCCUUGAGAGACCUGCACUAAGAAAAGAAGGGCUAAAAGAUGAGGAAGAUUUCUUUGAUUUUAAAGCUGGAGAAGAAGUUCUGGCUCGUUGGACCGACUGUCGCUAUUACCCUGCCAAGAUUGAAGCAAUUAACAAAGAAGGCACAUUCACAGUUCAGUUUUAUGAUGGCGUAAUCCGUUGUUUAAAAAGAAUGCACAUUAAAGCCAUGCCUGAGGAUGCUAAGGGGCAGGUGAAAUCCCAGCAUCCACUAAGCUGGUGUUGUCCUAUCGACCCAGCUGGAUCGUGUAACCAGUCUAUGGGAAGUGAGGACUGGAUUGCUUUAGUCAAAGCAGCUGCUGCGGCUGCAGCCAAGAGUAAAACAGGGACUAAACCUCGGAGCAGUGCUAACAGCAACAAAGAGAAGGAGAAGGAAGAGAGAAAGUGGUUUAAAGUACCAUCAAAGAAGGAAGAGACCUCAACGUGUAUGGCCACACCAGAAGCUGAGAAGAGGGAAGAUGCACCUGCAUCUAGUGAACCAUUUGUAGGACUUCACAUAGACAGCGUGCAAAAGAUGGUCUUUCCACAGCCAGAGAGCUCAUUAACAAACAAGAGGAAAAAUAAUCAAGGAAACUCAUUUCAGGCAAAGAGAGCGCGACUUAACAAGAUUACUGGUUUGUUGGCAUCCAAAGCUGUUGGGGUGGAUGGUGCUGAAAAAAAAGAAGACUGCAGUGCAACAGCUCCAAUGCUGGAGCAGGCGAUUUCACCUAAACCUCAAAGUCAGAAAAAAAAUGAAGCUGUCAUUAGCAGUUCUGCCAACACUCAGAAACCUGCACUGUUAUCCUCAACUUUGUCUUCAGGGAAGGCUCGCAGCAAGAAAUGCAAACAUGAAUCUGGAGCUUCUUCUGGGUGUAUAAAACCCCCUAAAUCACCACUUGCCCCAGAGUUAACACAAGCGGAGGAUUUGACGCUUGUGCCUCAGCUUUCUUCUUCAGUGAUAAAUAAAACUAGUCCUCCACAGCCUGUGAAUCCCCCUAGACCUUGCAAGCACAGUGAGCGGAGAAGAUCUCAGCGGUUAGCCACCUUACCCAUGCCUGAUGAUUCUGUAGAAAAGCUUUCUUCCUCUUCAGCCACUGAUGGGAAAGUAUUCUCCAUCAGUUCUCAGAAUCAGCAGGACUCUUCAGUACCAGAGGUGCCUCCUGUCGCACAUGUGCCGCUUGAGAAGCUCGGGCCCUGUGUCCCUCUUGAUUUAAGUCGUGGGUCAGAAGCUGCAACACCACCAACCCCAGACUCCUCCUCUCGCCACGGUGAAUAUUCCAAAGCAGAAAAAGAGGAGACACAGUUGCUUCCAAACCUUUCCUCCAGAGUGAUGACUGAUAGGAGAGGCGCUCCAGCAGCCACAGGAUUAUCGAAAACAGAGAAAAAAGUGAAAUUGGAAGAAAAAAGCUCCACUGCAUUUGGUAAAAGGAAAGAAAAAGAUAAGGAAAGAAAAGAGAAGAGAGACAAAGAUCACUACAAACCAAAGCAGAAGAAGAAGAAGAAAAAGAAAAAGAAAUCUAAACAGCAUGACUAUUCAGACUAUGAAGACAGUUCCCUAGACUUUUUGGAAAGGUGCUCUUCUCCACUAACUCGAUCUUCUGGGAGCUCUCUGGCUCCACGAAGCACGUUUACAGAGAAAACUACAACUUAUCAGUACCCAAGGGCAAUUCUGUCUGUUGAUCUCAGUGGAGAAAACUUGUCAGAUAUGGAAUUCCUAGAUGAUUCUUCAACGGAGAGCUUGCUUCUGAGUGGGGAUGAGUACAACCAAGACUUUGAUUCAACCAAUUUUGAGGAAUCUCAGGAUGAAGAUGAUGCUCUCAAUGAGAUUGUGCGGUGUAUUUGUGAAAUGGAUGAGGAGAAUGGCUUCAUGAUCCAGUGUGAAGAAUGUCUGUGCUGGCAGCACAGUGUAUGCAUGGGCCUGCUGGAGGAGAGCAUUCCAGAACAGUACAUUUGCUACAUCUGCCGGGACCCUCCAGGUCAGAGAUGGAGUGCAAAAUAUCGUUAUGAUAAGGAAUGGUUGAAUAACGGGAGAAUGUGCGGGUUAUCUUUUUUAAAAGAAAAUUAUUCUCAUCUCAAUGCCAAAAAGAUAGUUUCCACACAUCACCUGCUUGCUGAUGUCUAUGGUGUGACAGAAGUACUGCACGGGUUACAGCUGAAGAUUGGAAUACUAAAGGAUAAACAUCAUCCUGACCUUCAUCUCUGGGCCUGUUCUGGGAAACGGAAAGACCAAGAUCAGAUAGUAACUGGAGUGGAGAAAAAAGUAACAGUUCAGAACACAGUUAAUGUAGAGGGAAAGAAAUACAUACAGAACCAUAAGGAACCACCCAUGAGAAUGGAAGGAACUUACAUUACAAGUGAGCACAGCUACCAAAAGCCACAACACUUGAGCCAGGACUGCAAAUCUCUCGCAGACCCUGGGAGCUCAGAUGAUGAUGAUGCUGGCAGUUUUGAAGAGGAACCUGAAUUUCACAUAGGAGAUAAAAGCCAUUUCCAGUACUCAGCAAAAGAGUUUGGAGCAUCAGAAAAGAAUCCAGCUUCAGGGAAUAAAGCAUUUGUUUAUAAUGAUAAAAAGGGUACGGAGGGCCCAGGAAACUCGCAUCUUCAGUGGCAGCUCAAUCUCCUUACGCACAUAGAAAACGUGCAGAAUGAAGUCACCAGCAGAAUGGACCUCAUAGAAAAAGAAGUGGAUGUUCUGGAAAGCUGGCUUGAUUUCACAGGGGAGUUAGAGCCACCGGAACCCCUUGCAAGACUGCCCCAACUUAAACGCCACAUAAAACAGCUCUUGCUUGACAUGGGCAAAGUACAACAGAUUGCAACUCUGUGCUCUGUAUAACAACGGUGAACAAUUGGUGGCAAGAAUGUGGCUCUCUUCAGUCGAAUCAUUUUUUUAUUGCUAAGUGGAUAGUCAAGAAACUUAGUAAUAUUGGUCAUUUGCUGAUUUGUGAUAUCAGUAGUAUGGCAGCUUGGAAGGAAAAUGAACAACUUUAUCAAGGAAGCCAACAUUAAAAAUGAAUGCGCAAGCCCCAAAUGAUAGUGUUUUAUAUGCCAAGGAUCAAUGAGUAGAAUAUAAUCUGUACUAAAGGAAUCACAUUGGUAGGAUCUUUGAAUAGUUGCUUAUAUGAAGAGCAAGAUACCUGUAGAAAGAAAUACGGUAUGUUAAUAUAGGUUUUAUUAGAAAGAUCUGUGUUUAGAAACCAGCAUUUGACCAAAACCAAAAUGUAAAGGAAAUUUAAGUUCUGGAAAAUUCUACAAGUUUGCUCUAAAAAUUGCCUUCUCAGCAGUUGGAUGCAGCUGCAAAGAAAUUUAGGUUAUUUAAACUUAAUUAGGAUCAUGAGCUGUUUCUUGGGUGAUGAAUGUAUUUAAUCCGAAAACUGAUAAGAGAAGUCUCAUGUUUAGGAAAAACAAUUGUGGAAUUCUAAUUUCAUUAUGAAUGUAUUAAAAAAAAACCCAAAUAAUUAGAAUUUAUUUCAGGCAUUGUGCUCUUUAAAAGCAAAGUGGCUUGCAGAAGGGUUUGAUGUGCCAAAUGUUGAUACUGCUGAAGAGAGGAUUUGAACACUGGGGGAGUCCUUCCACCCUAUCACACAUAAUGCCAUCAACCCAUGAAAGUGCAUCUGUCACAUAUGCCAUGUGUGUUCUGUGUAGUUGAAUGGCACUGUUCAGGCUUCAGCAUACAGCUUGAUCCUGGAUAUACUUGGUGUUUGCUUUUUGAAAAGAAAACAAAACUAUAAACCUCAGCUGGGAUGAGGAGUGACAAAUUAUCAAAAUCAUCUGUGGCUGUGGAUUUCUUUUUAACUGCUAGUAGUGGAAUACUGGAAAAGCUUCAUUUGUGAAGAUGAAUUUUAUUUUUAAAAGGUAUACACGUACUCAAAAUUUUUAGCUUUGAUCACAAAUGGACAGAUUUGUGAAACCAAAGGCAACUAAGUUGCUGACUCAGCUCUUGCUGGAGAUAUACAUAUACAUAUAUAUAUAUAUAUAUGUAUGUAUAUAUAAUUUUUUUUUUUUAGCCUAGGUCCUACUGUCUGCCAGUCCUUGUGCAAGUUGUAUGCACCCCAGUGCUACCUGUGCAGGUAUGCACUUGUGAGUAUGCUUGUUUAAGUGCUCAGCGUACAUAUGUACAUAAUCACAUAUUUAUAUCACAUAUCUAGUUUUAUUACUAUAGACUAUACAAAUUGGUGGUUAACAUGAAAUGUUACCUUUUAACAGACUGUUUUUAAAAAUUAAAGAUGUAUGUACAGGUUUUGAAAUUUUUUUAAAAAGGGGGAAAAAGACUGUUAAGAGGAGGCUAUUUGAUGACAUUACACUUGAAUAUUUUAUGCCUCAUACUGCUUAUCAGUUCUAGAAAUCUGUAUAAAUGCAUCUUAGAACUGAUAGUGAACUUGAAUUUAUCUUUGAUAAGAAUACAUGCCACUGUACAUUCAGAUAUUAUUUAAAUUUGCAAACACACUGUUCUAUAUGUAAGGUACUGUAUGUAAAACUCUUUAUUAAAACUAUUCCACAUAUCUAAAACUUCAGCUUGCCUUUUUGCGGCCUUAUGUUUUGAUGUGAAGAUUAAAAAUGUGCAAAAUGGUGAGAAAUUUUGUAUUGCCUUUUGAGAUUUUCCAACUUGACAAAUGUGCCAAAGAUCACCAUACAUAAAGUGUAGUCCUGUGUAUUUACUUGUGAUACCUAAACUUUGUCAAAGAUCCUACUGAUAAAAGCUUUAGCAGAGGUCAUUGUGGGGGUAGUUGCUUAAAUUUGCAUAUUAAAGUAAAAAUUAGUGCCUAUAUUCCAUGUGUAAAUUUGCUAAUGUCUGUGUUUCAAGACUGAUAUUAUAUUGUUGAUUGGUGUUUUAAAAUAAUGACUGAUAUUUUCCCUGUCAUGACUAAGCCCUAAAUAUUGAAUUUACGUCUUCUUUUCAAAAAUGGAGCAAGUAAUGUCCUUGGCCUAAGAAUAGUAGUGUUGCCUUGGUUCUUGUCAUAUACACAGAUGACCUUUACCCUCAGUCAUACUCAUCAUCUUGGUUCUGGUGAACAUAUUUAAAGGAAUGUUCACUAGUUCUUACAGUUCAGACAGGAACUCUGGUACAAAAAUCUGAAAUGUUGCAGAUAUGGAGUGGGGAUAGGACUCCACCAAUGGAAAAUUCCACACCUCACCUCGUAUAGCAGAGUCAUGGACAAAAUGUAGGCUCUACACUUAUUCUUACACUAAAAAUACAAUGUAAAAUUAUCUUCAGGCUGUAUGUUUAAGUUGUACCUGGAACAACAAUGAAGAUCGUGUUUAGCAUUGACUCUCGUGGCAAGAAUGUGUCAUUAUAAAAUGUAAAGAUCCCAGUAUCCCAGAAGAUGCCAAAUCUAAGACAUUUUUCUUCUCAAGAAUUUCCAGUAAUGAAUACUAGCCCUACAUCUCAAAAUUAGGUCACUUUAUUAGCAGCCAGUAAAUUGAGUGCUUUGUUAAUGGAUUGCUACAUGUAUUGCUCUACUUACAUGUAGAGGAAAGAGAAAGCUGAUUCUUAAAUUUAGAUUUUUAAAGAAUUCACCAGAUUAUAUGCACAUAUCCGUUUACUAUAGAGCAUAUCAUCAGUUGGUUGAAGAUUGUGCACAGCUACAGGUUAGAACUUUUCUUUGAGAGAGCAAAUUAAUUUUGGAGAAGUAAAUCCAUUGUGAGAAGUGUCAGGUAAGAUUUGUUUUUUCCUUUUAGUCAUCUAAAGUCACUGUUUAAAUGUAAGCAGUGGACUGGAGAAGAUGUUUCCUUAAAAGAUGAUGUUUUAUUUGCCAUCCAGACAAAAUGGAAUGAGCCUGGGUGGAGGGAUUCCUACUAGUAUGUUACUGGUAAAUAUAAUUUGUACUUCCUCUUGGUUGACUGUGGUUCUACUGACUUGUAAAAUAAUGUACUUUUUUCCUUAAAGGAACUUGGUUAUUCUUAAACUUUCAGGUAAAGCCCCUGUUCAUAACUGUUUGAAUUCAGUGUUCAUACUUCACAUGUUCAAACUGAAGCAUACUACUUCCUCCCUUAAUAAACUGAAUCUGCUGCCAA